AGCCCAUUCGUGGCAGCCCCGCUCCCAGCGUGUUGAAUGUGAGCGUCUCUGAAUGUAAAUCGCAUCACGCUGCGCUCACAUUUGGGCUGCGUGCCGCCUGGAGCCACGCUGCUGACAUGACGUGGGUGCUCGAUGCCGCUAAAUGGCACCACUUGAAAUAGCCUACCUGCCUCUGCCGCUCAGACAGACGCUCGCUGAUGCGUGGCUCGGUAGCCUUUCAGCACCGCGGACAGCUGCUCGCCUCGCCCCCCUGCAGGGCACUGGAUUGACUCAUUUGACUGGAAGUGAAGGCAACACCAAAUUAAGUCAUUUUCUGUCCCUUUUGAGUGAUUCUUGGAAAUGGAUUCUUCAGAUCGACCGGCAAACGUGACUUUCUUUGACUUUGUGGGAGGUGUCCAACUCCUCCAGGGGGAGGACAUCAGGACCGCCGUGCCCGUCCUCCUCAUCGGGAUCUGCGUGUCGGGCGCCGUGGGGAAUCUCCUGGUCCUGCUCAUCUUCAUGCAGGACUUCAAGGACGGGAAGGGCUCGGAGGUGAAGGCUCUGCUCGCCUCGUUGGCCUCCACGGACCUCCUCAUUCUGCUCCUGUGCGCCCCCGUGCGCGCCCUCACCACGUACAAGCAGUGGUGGGUGCUGGGGCGCUUCGUGUGCUGCACCACCGACUGGUUCCAGCACUCGUGCGUGGUGGCCAAGACGUUGCUGCUGGCGGUCAGCACCCGCGCCAAGCACACGCUCAAGCCCGCCGCCGCCACCCCCUCCGACGCAGGGGCCACCCUCUGCGCCCCCACAUGGGUCCACGGGGCCAUGGCGUUUGUCUGGAUGGUGUCCAUGAUGUUCCCCAUCCCGCAGAUGCUUUUUGCCACGUUGCAGCCACACGGCCGUGGCAAUAUUUGCAUCUCCGAGAUGCCGGCGUGCGCGUCCCAGUUCAUGGUGCUCUUCUACAAGAUUUACCCGACGGCCACCUUUGUGGUCCCGGUCCUCUUCACUGUGGCGUACUACACCAAAAGCCUCCACAAGGCUCUCAACUAUGCCCCCUGUCCGCGGCAUCAGAGCAAGGUGACCCUGGUUCUUUUGUGCCUGAGCAGCACCCUCGGGCUCAUGCUGCUGCCCGAGUGGGGCGCCUUCACGUGGGUCCGGCUGGGCUACAACAAACCCCCGGUGGGUGUGGUCCUCUUUGCGCAGGUGCUCUUGUACGCCUGCAGCGCCCUCGCCCCGGUGCUGCUCAUGACCAUGUACGACGACGUGCGCCAAGGCCUGGUCGCCAUCUGCUUGGCAGCCGCCUGCCGGGGCUCCAAGGCGGCCGGCGCCUCGCCAAAGACAGAAGGCAAUGGAGCGGAGCUGGGUGCCAACGCCGUCAUCCCCAACGCUGACAAGACCUUCCCGGAUGUGGAGCACUUUUGGACAGGACGCCGGAACACCCACGUGGAGGAGGAACAGGACCCCGUCCCCUGGGAGAGAGAGGAGAAACUGUAAAGUCUUAUUCAUAUCGUUCUCAUCGUGACGAGAAGGGGAUCAAUCCCCCCGCUGUGGCGGUCCACUUGUACAUAGCGCUGAGAAAGUUGUAACCCUAAUCAAGCAAAUGCAGGACAUUAAAGGAUGAGUUUGGAUCAUAAAAGAUGAUCACGUUUAUGGACGAUCAUCAGCCGCAGCACAGAUGAGCCCACCGUAAUCGCAGAUCAAAACGCAAUCACAUCUCCACCUUUGAUUGUCAUACAGAUACGGGAAUCAUGUCUCCCCAUCACAUUCCCUACUAAUCCCAGGAUGGACGCUGCGGGUCACGACCCGGCGAUUACAUGCGAGCAGGCAACUGUAGCUUUAAUCGGCGCUGUCAAUAUCUCAUCUGCUGCGUUUGGCUGCUCUUUCCUUUUCUUCACUUUCUUUCGUUGUGCUUUUGGUUGUCGUGAACGCAUUUAGUGUCCUUCUGUUGUCGCUUCCUGCUGUUGCUGUGGACCGGAAUGUCUUAUUACACAGUCGUCGGCGUACAUUGUAUAUCCUCUUUGGGUGGAAAACAUUUAUUAUUAACACUUUGACGUGUCAUUUGAUGCUUAGACUGUAAUGGUGAUAUAAAUUGUUUGAUAUAUGCUUACUGGUGGUACAUUUUUAGGUCAAUUUCUAUGAUGGCGCAUUUGGUUAUUUGUCACGUAAUAUAUAGACUGUUACAUGAAAGUAUAAUAAAGACCAUUAUACCAG
This is a messenger RNA of Doryrhamphus excisus (bluestripe pipefish), 2187 nucleotides long. RefSeq names its product G-protein coupled receptor 151. Gene Ontology annotation, biological process: G protein-coupled receptor signaling pathway. NCBI's taxonomy places the organism in Eukaryota, Metazoa, Chordata, Actinopteri, Syngnathiformes, Syngnathidae. Gene Ontology annotation, cellular component: plasma membrane. Gene Ontology annotation, molecular function: G protein-coupled receptor activity. The record is from RefSeq and is a predicted model, not a curated record.